CUGCCAGCCCGAGGACGGAGGAUGACUUGUGGGGAGCUGGUCAUACUUACCACGAAGAGGGGGCCUCCCCUGCAUCAUAAGCCAGCCUGCCCUUGGUUCCUGCCUGCUGUCCCCCACACCUGUUUGACCAGUGGGACGCACAGGUCACAACAGCAGAAAUGACCAUUGGACUUCCGCCCCUUGCUCUACUUCUUUGUCCAACAGCGAUUUUGCUGACUUCCUGAAAAAGACCAGUUGCUUGGCCUCUUGGCCUGCUUUAUCAGCAGUCCGCUCACUGCUUCCCUGGGUCAGGUCCUCUCUUUGAACAAGUUUAGUAAGUGCCCUGCCGGCCUGUGCAGGAGCUAUUAGGUAGAGCUCCUGCAUUGCUGGUGUCUCCUGCUAGAGACGGUAGACAUCAGUAACGGCAGCUGCUGUAACAAACAAGCCCUCUUGCAGCUUAGAGUAACCCAAUGCAGAUCUGAUUCUCACUCACGGAAUAGUUCAGCUGGGCGUUACUGGUCAGCAGGCUGCGUCCAGCGUGAGCUCGGUCACCUUCUGAGGCCACAGAAUCCACCACAAAGAAAGGGUGGAGAACCUCUAUGUGCUCCUUAAAGGCACCAGGCAGAGUGACACCCAGUGCUUCUAUCCACAUUCCAUUGGCGGCAGGAAGUCACAUCUCUGGAUGGGAAGGGGCUGGGAAAUGAUGUCCUUGGCCAGGCUGGGGUACACCUGACAAGCCCACAUCUCCAAUGGGAAUGCACUAACUUCUGGUGGGAGGGCAGCCGCGUCGCCACAUCUCUUUGUGUCUCUGCAUCUGGGUCUGCCGCUCUCUUCAUCUUCUCUCUCUUCCUCUUGCCUUUGUCUGUCCUUCUGGAUCCCACACAGAUCAUUCUGGCAGAUUUCCCCCCAGUGGAGUCCCCAGGUGGGUACAGGUACCUGAAGGAGUCGUUUAUGCCACAAUCACCUUGGGUACUGCUUGUCCCAGAGCGGGAAUGCCGGUGAUCCCAUCUGCUGCCUGGCCCUCUCUGAGGCGGGGUGCAUGCCCCGAGGGUGGCUGCCGCCCUCUUCGUGUCCUCUUGCAUGGGUUCUGCACGCACACGCCGUGUGCUGUCCCUCUGCAGACCCCUGCCUGUAGCCUCCAAACAGAUGGCUAGAGGAUGCAGAGCGUGGCAUGGCUGUCCUGCCCUCUGUUCCCGAGGACAUGCCACAGGACACAGUGGGUGCAGUCUCCACCUGGGGACAGCAAAAAGGGGUUUGGAAUUAUCUGAGCAUCCUGCCUUUCACUCCUGUUCAUCCUGCAACCUCUAGAAGCCAAGUACCUGUUUAAGAAUACCCUACAUUUAUGGUUGGGCCGUGAUCACUCUUUUUUUUUUUUUUUUUUUUUUUUGUGGUACGCGGGCCUCUCACUGCUGUGGCCUCUCCCGUUGCGGAGCACAGGCUCCGGACGCGCAGGCUCAGCGGCCAUGGCUCACGGGCGCAGCCGCUCUGCGGCAUGUGGGAUCUUCCCGGACCGGGGCACGAACCCUGUCCCCUGCAUCGGCAGGCGGACUCUCAACCACUGCGCCACCAGGGAAGCCCCGUGAUCACUCUUAGAGAUAAAUAAAAUGGUCAAUACAUUUGCCCUAGAUUUCCUCCAAGCUGUUCCCCAUCGCCCUUGGAGGCAGAGGGGUGGAUGUUAGAAUUCUCCAUGGAACAUGUGGGGCAACCCCAGAAGCACAGAACAGCCGGGGGCGGGGAGGAGGGGGGCGGGAUUCGGCCAGCUUCUUCACACUAAUCUCUGUAGCCUCGCUUAUUAAUCUUUAUCACUGGAAGAGCUAUCCCAGUGACUACAUCAUUCUUAUUUCAUUUAUUGUGCAGCUAAUGCAGUGCUGACAAGGGGUACAUUUUUUACAGAAUCACCCUGAUCCUACCACCAGAUCAAACCAACUAUUUUGAGUUCUCUCUGAGCCUUUCAGUACUGUUCUCUUUGUAUAGAUAAUUUUAAUUGUGCUUUCUCACUUACUGUCUUAUCUUAAGGAGAUUCUCAAGUUGCAGACUAGUCUUCAGAGCUUUCACUGAUUACGGUUGCACGGUACGCUGGAUGAAAUCAGACUUUCCUGAGUCUCCUUCUGCUGACUGUUCAAUAGCACUUGAAGAAAUAUCUUAAUGCAUGUAACCUUCCCCACUUCCUUCCUUUUUUAAAAACUAGUUUCUUAGGAUAAACUCCCAGGACUGGGAUUAUUGGGUCGAAGGGUAUGAAUGUUUUUAUGGCGCUCGAAACAGCAGGCUGACAGGUUGGUUCCUGAGAGGCUGGCGUUCAUUUAUAUUGCCACCAGCCAUACGAGAGAGUUCAGGGUCCCCUACUGGGUAGCACCACUAUUUUCAGUCUUUGUUUAUUUAAUAGGUAUAAAAUUGUGAACUAUGCAACUUUUUUAUUAAGCCAGGAAGGGGAGUAGUAUCACAUUGCUUUUCAAGAAGACUGAUAUUAAAAUAGUCAAGGUAUUAUUUUUAAAAAUAUUAAAGCAAAAUAAAACACAUUUUCAUUGGCAUUGUAGCCAGAGUAACUGUGGCCGUGGCCUCAUUCUAAUUCAAAUGAGGUUCUGUUUUCUUAGUAUUGCAGGAACCUAGCUAUGCAGGUAGUUUAAGAGGCUUCUGGAGAAGAGAAGAUGGGGGACCCAUGGGCUGUCUCUUUUCUGAUGGGUAAUGUGGAGAAGAAAGAGAGGUUCCAUUCACUCUGACUCAAGGGGACAGAACGUGUCUGUAGAAGUCACAGGGAAGUAGAUGUGACUUUCUAACUGUUAGAGCUGCCCAGUAAUAGAAGGAAUUGUCCAGCAGUCGGGCGGUAUGAGCUCCCCGUCCACGGGGGGAUUCAAGCAGAGGCUGGGGCAGGGUUACGACAGACAGGAUUCCGGUGCUGAGCCAGGGGUUGGACCUGGAUCCUGAGGUUCUCCUUUCUCCGUGUCCUGCAUUUCGGGGUUUGAUUGACUGAUUUUUUUCUGCACCUAGUUUUUGUUGGCCUUGAAUAGCGCAGUGAGGCCUGGGGAACAGAGAAAUUCUUGCAGGGUGGUGGAGGCAGAAACCGAGGCAUGCAGAGCAGGCACAGGAUCGGGUGCAAUUUGAGGACGGAGAGGCCGUGAGCAGUUCCUACGAGUCCUACGACGAGGACGAAAGCAGCAAGGGCAAGUCGGCCCCCUACCAGUGGCCCUCGCCCGAGGCCAGCAUCGAGCUGAUGCGCGACGCCCGCAUCUGUGCUUUCCUGUGGCGCAAGAAGUGGCUGGGCCAGUGGGCCAAGCAGCUCUGCGUGAUCAAGGACACCAGGCUCCUGUGUUACAAGUCCUCCAAGGACCACAGUCCUCAGCUGGACGUGAACUUGCUGGGCAGCAGUGUGGUGCACAAGGAGAAGCAAGUGCGGAAGAAGGAGCACAAGCUGAAGAUCACCCCCGUGAGCGCCGACGUGAUCGUGCUGGGCCUGCAGAGCAAGGACCAGGCUGAGCAGUGGCUCAGGGUCAUCCAGGAGGUGAGUGGCCUGCCUUCUGAAGGAGCUUGUGAGGGAAGCCAGUACACCCCAGAUGCCCAGCGCCCGAGUUGUCCGAAACCAGAUGUAACUGAGAAGUACCUGUCAGCCUCGGACUAUGGAAGCUCCAUAGAUGGCCACCCUGAGGUCCCAGAGACCAAAGACGUCAAGAAGAAAUGUUCUGCUGGCCUCAAACUGAGCAACCUAAUGAACCUGGGCAGGAAGAAAUCUACCUCGCUGGAGCCUCCGGAAAGGUCCCUCGAGACAUCCAGUUACCUGAACGUGCUGGUGAACAGCCAGUGGAAGUCGCGCUGGUGCUCCGUCAGGGACAGUCACCUGUACUUCUACCAGGACCGGAACCGCAGCAAGGCGGCCCAGCAGCCCCUCAGCCUGGUGGGCUGUGAGGUGGUACCGGACCCGAGCCCCGACCACCUCUACUCCUUCCGCAUCCUCCACGAUGGCGAGGAGCUGGCCAAGCUCGAGGCCAAGUCUUCCGAGGAAAUGGGCCACUGGCUAGGCCUCCUGCUUUCUGAGUCGGGCUCCAAGACAGACCCAGAAGAAUUCACUUACGACUACGUGGAUGCCGACAGGGUUUCCUGUAUCGUAAGCGCCGCCAAAACCUCUCUGCUACUGAUGCAGAGAAAGUUCUCAGAGCCGAACACUUACAUUGACGGCCUGCCCAGCCAGCAUCACCAGGAGCUACUGUAUGAUGACGUGGAGGUGUCAGAGCUGACGGCUGUGGGGGAGGCCCCUGAGGAAGCUGCUCCUGCGACAGAUGCCCCGAGUGAGCCUGACCCCGACCGCGUAUACCUGGACCUCACGCCCGUCAAGUCCUUCCUGCACGGCACCGGCGGUGCACAGGCCCGGGCCCCCUCGCCCACGCUGCCCCAGCCGGACCCUCCGGCCGAGGCCCUCCCUGCAGACCUGAACCCCACCCCCGAUGAGCCCCUCAUGGUGUCUCCAGAGAACCCCGAGUUGCAGGUACAGGGGGCCCCCCAGCAGGUGAGCUGGCCUCACCUUCUGGGGUGUCUCGGCCAGCUGGGUCCUGUUUGCUUUCUCCCAAAGCAGAUGCAGCAGGAGAGUCAGGAACCUGAGGAGCCUUCCCUGGGAAUCACGGCAGUCAAAAUCCAGACUGAACAGCAGAAGAUCUCCUUCCCACCGAGCUGCCCUGACACUGUGCCCAUCACCCCAGCCGGGGCCAGCCCACCUGUGAAAGACAGGUUGAAGGCAACCAAUGCAGAGAUCAAACUUGGCAAGAACAGGACAGAAGCCGAGGUGAAGCGGUACACAGAGGAGAAGGAGAGGCUUGAGAAGAAGAAGGAAGAAAUCCGGGGGCACCUGGCUCAGCUCCGGAGGGAGAAACGGGAGUUGAAGGAGACCCUGUUGAAGUGUACAGCCGACUGGCUUCUCUCUGCAGACAAGGGGGCGGCAGCCAGCCUGGAGGAGAAGCUGAAGGAGAUCGAUGAGGAGUGCAGGGUGGAGGAGCGCAGGCGCGUGGACCUGGAGCUCAGCAUUGUGGAGGUGAAGGACAGCCUGAAGAAGGCCGAGGCCGGGCCCGUGACGCUGGGCACAACUGUAGACACCACCCACCUGGAGAACGUGAGCCCCCGACCCAAAGCUGCCACCUCGACUCCUGCCCCGGACUGUACCCCAGUCAACUCCGCAACUGCGCUCAAGAACAGGCCUCUGUCGGUCAUGGUCACGGGCAAAGGCACCGUCCUCCAGAAAGCCAAGCUUCUUCUAGGAAUAUGUAGGUUGGCUACGGAGGAUAACUAACUUUCUUCUUUUGGGGGGAUGCUGGUGUUUGAAUGGUACCCUAGGAAUGGGAGAAGAAAGGAGCAAGUUAGGAAACAAACUUCAUCUAGAGACUCUCCUGUCAAUAUGGACCUUGGUGACAAUCCUGCUUCAUUACAGUCUUCGUUAAAGCAGCAACUCUGUAAAAGGGUGAGUCUGUUUACAAGAAAAAGGAAGGACUGGGGUUCUAUGAAUGGAAAACUUCAGCUAAGAGGAGGCUCUGUCCCUUUGCAGAGCCAAAGGAAGUAAUACGACAACAACAACAAAAAAGACUUGUUUGGAGACCUAAGUCUAUUGGUUGUAAACAUUACAUUGCUGUAUUUAGGGGUAUUCUGUGUUUCUUCCUUGAAGUUUUCAGCAAUUGCUUUAUCAAGCUUUUUAAGUGAAAAGAUUCUGAUAUGGAGACUUUGGUGGAAGAGAAAUUAAGGUAGCAGGGCCCUGUCCCACUGGUCACAUGGCUUUGGUGAUUGAGAAGGUCUAAACCCCUAUCUGAUUCUUAGCAGCGUCAGGGGUUAAACCGUCCUUGUCUUCAACUGUGUAAAGCCAUCUAUGGUUUUUUGAGAAAUGGUAACGGGGAAAACAUUUGGGACCAAGCUGAGGCACUGUUGCCAGUAAAUUAAGGACUUUUUUCAGGCUAAAGCAGGCCAGAACCAAUUGCUUUUAAAUAAAAUUUUAAGUGAUGCUGUAUUACAUAGAAAAAAAAGUUUCAAAUCCUGUAAUUUAGAACAGUGAAAAGUGACUGUUGAGAUUUAACUGACAUUUUACAUUACCAUAGAAACAAGAUUACCCUGUGUUUACAGAUUCAGUCCUGCGGUGAGGCGAUUUCUAAGAGAAGAGUUACUUAGUAUAAUGUUCUCUUAGUCCCUGUUUUUUUAAGUUGUGCUCGAUGUCCAGGCCCUUAUCCAAGAAAAAGAGGGGCGAGUUUUGUUUCUGGUGGUCUCUUUCUUCUCUUAAAAUUGGCAGUGCUGUUCUUUGUGUUGCCCGUUCUUCUCUUCUGAUGGCACUGGUUAACACAGGUUGGAACAUUUCACCUGUCAUCUCUCAGCCUCAUUUCUGGGGGUUCUGAAUCAGAGUUCUUUAACACUGGUUCCUGAGAACUAAAGGUCUUUUGAGUCUUAUUGUCUUUCUAAUCCCAGGGCAUUUAUUUCCUUUGUCAUAAACACUUGGUGUCCCAAGUGGUGAGUUAGUUUUGGUUUUUUUUUUUUAAUAAAAUGUUAAUUGUA
Orcinus orca (killer whale) is the source of this 6489-nucleotide messenger RNA. RefSeq names its product actin filament associated protein 1 like 2 (gene AFAP1L2). Gene Ontology annotation, cellular component: cytosol. The record is from RefSeq and is a predicted model, not a curated record. Gene Ontology annotation, biological process: regulation of mitotic cell cycle; regulation of interleukin-6 production; positive regulation of DNA-templated transcription. The transcript is spliced from 14 exons. NCBI's taxonomy places the organism in Eukaryota, Metazoa, Chordata, Mammalia, Artiodactyla, Delphinidae. The coding region runs from base 3188 to 5248 and encodes 686 amino acids. Gene Ontology annotation, molecular function: SH2 domain binding; SH3 domain binding.